UAAAUUUCGCGGUAUCACGUGAUGCAAAAUGGUGGAAUAUCACGGAUCUCAUGGAUAAUGUAUUAAAAUUUGACAUUUAUGUCAUUUUUUCAGUAUUCUUGUUCAUCACUUGACUUAAAUUCUUUAUUCGGAAAAUGUUACUAUUAAUUUAAAUAUAUCAAGCAUUUUAUAACAGUAUGAUUUAAUUAAAUAUCAUCAUCAUGAAUGAGGAAAGAAGUAUUGAAGAUUCUUCAUAUCUAAGCUACGAAAUAAAUGGCACUAGAUAUAUUUUACAAACUAUAUCAGAUCCAACUAUAGACAUAACAAAAACUGCAUCAACUAAUCAAGAACAAAAUACAAUUAAUAUUAUAGAUGAACCGCAUGUAGAAAAAGAGGAUGAAUCAAUUUCUUUAAUUUGCUUAGAUGGUCAGGUUUAUGCAUUUCAGAAUGGAGAACUACAAGAAUUAGAUUUUAGUCAAGUAACAGAUGAAAAUGAAUCACAAGAAAAAACAGUGCUGCUGUCUAAAGAAGAUGAUAAUUGUGAACCGCAAUAUAUUACUAAUGAAGGAUUAGUAAUUGGAAAUAUUGAUCAACAUUCUCAAGAACAAUAUGAAAUUAUCACUGAUCAAAAUGAAAAGAAUUUUAUAGUAGAAAAGCAUAAUGUAAAUGCUAAUGAUUUUGUAGAAGUUGUAACAGCAUUCAAAUGUAAAAUAUGUACUUAUACUACGCAAGACAAGACACAAUUAUUGCAGCAUUUUCAGAAAACACAUGUAAAUCCUAAAGUAGAUAUAGAGAUAAAAGAAGAAUUUAAGAAUACAGAUGAAGUAAAAUUGUUGUACAUGUGUGGAGAAUGUUCUAAUUGCUUUCCUUCUAUUGAAGAUUGUAAAGAACAUAUGAUAAAUGAUCAUCAAUUAACAGAUACAGGAGCCAAUAAAGGUGGUAAAGAAAAUAUAACUGAUGAUUCAAAAGACUCUGGAUUAUUAGAGUGUAUAGGACAGAGUGUUGAAAAUAAUGAUAUAAAACGUCAAGUUAAGAUUCAAAAACCUUUGAAUUCUGAAUAUAUGCUCAAUAAAAAAAUGAUUGAAUUAAUGGAAAGAAACAUAAAGUGUUCAUAUCGAGGAUGUCCCUAUAAAUUUUCUACAGAGGAAACAAUGCAGCAACAUGCACUUUGUCAUACAGAAUCACAAAAUGGAAUGGCAUUUAAAUGUACCGUUUGCCGUGAUACGAAAUUUACCAAAUGGAGGCAGUGUAGCUUACAUUUAUGGAAAAAGCAUCAAAUUGAUAUAGGUUUAUUUACUUGUAAAAUAUGUAAAGCAUAUAAAAGUGCAACAAUGGUGAAACUUUUAACUCAUAUGCGUGUGCAUAGUGAGACUCGCGAGUAUGAAUGUUCAGAAUGUGGUAAAUGUUUUAAACAAGCCAGUCAGUUACGUAAUCAUAGAGUGAUGCAUUUGGAUCGCAAAACAUUGGAAGUGACGCGGUGGUAUACUUCAAAAAAAUGUGAUAUGUGUGGAAAAACUUAUGCAAAUUCCAAAUGUUUAAAAAGUCAUAUUCAAGCAGUGCAUUCAAAGUUACGACCAUAUGUUUGUAAUGUUUGCGGGCAUUCUAGCGCUAGAAAAGCAAUGUUACAAAUGCAUUUACGGCAACAUACUGGUGAUAAACCCUUUAGUUGUGAACUUUGCGAGUAUAAAACUGGAGAUCACAAUACAUUACGACGUCACAUUAUGCAACAUACAGGGUUUAGACCUUAUAAAUGCCCUCACUGUUCUUACACUGCAAUACAAAGUAGUAGUUAUAAAAAUCAUUUAAAAUCUAGACAUCCUUUACUGUCUGGUUUAUUUACGUGUGACCUAUGCCCUUUUAAAACUGUUAAAAAUCAAAGUUAUAUACAACACGUAAGAGACCAUGAAAAAGGAUUGAUCAAAGCAAAUAUGCAAAAGAAAGAUAACGAAAAUGUUGAAGUUUUCCCUGGUAACAUUGCAGCGGCACAAUUAAUUUAUAGUUGCUUGGGUGCCUUUUCAAAAGUGGGCGAUACUUUAGAAGCAAAUUUGAUGUCUUCCUCAACGUCUGCAGACGGUACGUCACAAACUAUAACGAUACAGAUACCAUCGAAGCAUCUUGAAGGUUCACUGCCAACAAGAGAAAAUAGAACUAAAAAUAACUCAUCAAUUGAACAAGAAGAUGAAGAAACAAUGCAUUGUUUUUUAAAAAUUCCAAGAGAAGAAGAAGAAAGUAUAGAUACUGGUGGUAUAACUAUACCUGCUGAACCUGAGGAAUCAGGGGCAACAACUAUUAAUGUUGAUACGUGAAAUAUAGAACGUUAAGUUACUAAUUGAAAUAUUUCUAUACUUGGAAACAAUUAGAAAUUUAUACUUCAAAACUAAAUGAAGAAAUGCUAGUCACGCGUUACUUAGAAUACUAUGAAUUAACUUGUUUAACAGAACACUAGAAUUAAUAUAUUAAUUUUUAAAAUCCUAAUUGUGAUACUAUUUUUGGAAUUGUAUAUUAUAUCAGCAAAAACAAAUUUAACGAAAAACAAAUGUUCUUGUUUAAAAAAAUUUUAUACAUCAUUUUGAAAAGAGCAAUGCAUAUUUAAUUUAAUGGAUUCUCUGUUCAUAGUUGUUCAAAAAUUUUAUUUUAUUCGAAAAAAAAGAUUUUAUAGUUAAAAGAAAGUACUUUUGAGAUAUUUUUAUUUUAAAUUUUACUAAGGAUAUAAUUUAUUAUAUAUGAAAAAACACAUUUAAGAUUUUGAAUGUAUUUAUUGAUAAUUAAUAGGAAAUUAGUAGAAGUGUACAUAAAAAUUGUAAAAUAAUAAUCUGGAAGCCGUUGUAAAAUGUAAAUUACAAUAUCUCAUAUGGAUUACAAUAUGAUUAAAAUAAUAUUUUACAUGAUGAA
Messenger RNA from Frieseomelitta varia, 2871 nucleotides. RefSeq names its product zinc finger protein 62-like. Gene Ontology annotation, cellular component: chromosome. Bases 201 to 2285 code for a protein of 694 amino acids. The record is from RefSeq and is a predicted model, not a curated record. Gene Ontology annotation, biological process: regulation of transcription by RNA polymerase II. The transcript has 8 exons. Gene Ontology annotation, molecular function: chromatin insulator sequence binding. NCBI's taxonomy places the organism in Eukaryota, Metazoa, Arthropoda, Insecta, Hymenoptera, Apidae.